Molecule: messenger RNA, 2471 nt
Organism: Halichondria panicea
Lineage: Eukaryota; Metazoa; Porifera; Demospongiae; Suberitida; Halichondriidae
Product: rRNA methyltransferase 2, mitochondrial-like
Exons: 11
Coding region: 295-1053 (252 amino acids)
Biological process (GO): RNA methylation
Cellular component (GO): mitochondrion
Molecular function (GO): rRNA (uridine-2'-O-ribose)-methyltransferase activity
Source: RefSeq, a predicted model, not a curated record
CUAGGGCGACUGUUACUAGCCAGCACGUAUUGAACUAUAACUAUAACAUUGUCAGUAAUGAUUGAGUGUGAACAAUGGUUGUGUAUUAUUGCCUGUCAGUCCUCCACUUCAUUUUGUACAUAAUUAUAGCACUUUGUGUAAGCUAAAUAAUUAUGUUUGUCCUAUUGCAAAAUGCGCAUGCGCAGUAGUAUGCACAUUCCAUGCCGAAUUUUCUCUUAACAAUUUAUGAAUUGAAAAUUCGAAAGAUCGUUGCAGUAAAAAGUAGUAUUCAGGCAUGAGCCCCAACUCUCCAGAAUGACAUUAGUGCACUGGAGACUAGAGUUACUGAAGCAUCUACGAGGACCACUGCUUGGCACGAGAGCUAAAGGAACAAGCUCCAACAAAUGGCUGCACCGACAACAGAAGGAUCCGCUGGUAAAGAGGGCAGUUGUGGAGCAGUAUCGUUGUCGGAGUGCCUACAAACUGAUUGAACUGGACGAUAAGUUCCGCUUCCUAAACAAAGGAGCUGUAGUGGUUGACUGUGGUGCUAGCCCUGGGGCAUGGUCCCAGGUGGCAGCUCAGAGGGUUGACUGUGGUGCUAGCCCUGGGGCAUGGUCCCAGGUGGCAGCUCAGAGGGUGACCACCACCUCAACCAACACUCAAGGUGGGAUGGUGGUGGCUCUGGACAUUCAAGAGAUUGCUGAUCUGCCUGGGGUGCUGGUGAUGGGUGGCAGUGAUGUGACUGACCCUCUAGUACAAGAGAGAGUGAGAGAGCUGUUGGGACGUCGAGGGGCUGAUGUGGUUAUGAGUGACAUGGCUCCUAAUGCCUCUGGUAUACGUGAGAUGGAUCACCAGAAGAUCAUGCAACUAGCUGAGUCAGCACUGGCCUUAUCCCACUCUGUUCUAAAGGAGGGCGGCGUGUUCCUCUGCAAGUUAUGGCAGGGGCCUCUAGCUAAUGUGUUUAGAAGUCGGUUGAAAGCUAACUUCAGCUUUACUAAGGAGUGCCGGUUACAGUCAACUCGACAAAGCUCCUCUGAACUUUUUAUUUAUGCUGAACAAUAUCAUAGCACCUAACUUCACUAGCAAAACCCUUCUUAUCCCUUCUCACUGUUUCGUUGAAAGUUAUUUAUUGUGUACACAUGAUUUGUGAGUGUUACCGCUGUCACAGUGUGUUUAGUUGCCAACAUCUCAGUAUGCAUAAUUAUGUGGCAUCCGUACUCUGCACGCUUGCCACAAAAGGAUUCAAAACCAUAUAAGGUUUGUGGAUAUGAGGUCAGCCUAUUCCAUUACCACUUGUUCUUGCAGUUCAAAGCAUCUCUGUGAGUUGAGCAAAGGCUGUUGCUCUAUCAGCUCUAGCAAAGCAGAAUCAUUACAUAUGCAGUGUAGCUUAUAAUUUCUUUAUUGCUAUAUAGAUCUAGUAAGUUUGUAGCUACUCUACUACUGUUCUUUAGGUGAGCUGACAUGUCGUUGAGACUGCCUCUGUGCUGCUGGAUAUUGUCGGUGCUACUGGGAGGUCCAUGCCUGAGCACUGUUCUUGCACAAGAUACAACAAAUACCAGCAACACUAGUACCACUGCGACCAUCACCCCCACACCCUCCACACUCCCCACACCUUCCACAUCCACCCCCACACUCCCCACACCCUCCACAUCCACCCCCUCACUACCAGCCUCGGACCUAACAGCGUGCAGUACUCCUGUACCCCAGCUGUGUACACCAUCACUCACUACACUUGUCACUGGCAUCAUCGUACUAGUAGCCCUACUGGUCAUCUCUCUCGUGAGCUGUACUGUACUCUUACUCGUUGUCUGCUUGAUAUGCUGUAGGAGGAAAACUAGAGAAACUGAGAUUAAGAAAUACGUGUUUGAAGAGGGUGUUCAACCUCCUGAGUUGUGGGUGGACCCUGAGGAAAUGCAGGAGAAGACUAAUGAGUCCACCAACGUGUGGGAGGAGGCUACCACAUUCACCCCCUCCCCUCACUCCAAGAACACCUCUAUGCCAUUUCCUGAUGCAGUUAAUGGGAACGGAAACAUUCAGUCUGUAUGCGAUAAUGGGAAUGGAAUUUUGCACUCUAAUGGAAAAGAAACUAUUCAACCUGUGCCAGUAGCGCCAGUUAAAGUGAAGAAGAUCUCUCGAUUCCGGCCAAAGAGAAUAGCUCCACCACCUCCGAAAAUGAGCAAACGAAAGAAGCUUCGACGUAACAAGUGUGAGGAUGACAGUGUGGUUUAUGCAGUGCCCUCCCCCUUUUGCAAGCCGGUGGGCGGGGCCAAGAACGGAGGCUAUGAUGUACCCAGAAAGAGCAAGUGGCGUAUACCACACAUCUACAAGGCUAUUGACGUGUCAAAGGUCAACCAACCCAGCCCUUACGCAGACUUGGUCGUCAAACAAUAAAUUUAAUCAUAUGCACUUAAACUUUUAUCUUAUUUUUAUUUCUCAUGUUGUUAUACGUAACUUGCGUUGAUAAAACCAACAAAUUUUUGUCAAACUUUGAA